AUUGUCAUAGUUAAGCAAAUAAUUUGUUUGUUUUUUUUCAGAGGUAAUUAAUAUGUGAGGGAAAAUUCAAUAUUCAAAUAAAUUCAAAUCGUUCGCGCUUAGUUCUUAUCUUGGUAUAUUUUUGCCCCGUAAAAUGGUGAAUUUGCGUAAUACGACUGUGGUCACAUUGUUGUUAGGAAGUUUAUUUAUUGCAUCCACUAAGUGUAGGGAUUAGGAUAAACCUACACACACACAUACUAUAAUUAGUUUGAAUGGCUGCAUCGUUUGUUUGCAACCACAGCAUCUUCAAACUAAUCAGUAAGUUAGCUGAAUUGCAGUUGCAAGAUGAACGCGCUGAAAGCCAAGAACCAGAUGCAAAUCUUCUGCUGCCUGCAACAGCUGAAGUUUCCAGGCGUCGCACACAAAUCUACGAAGCUUUGCUGCGCGGGAACGCAAAAAGUUAUUUUUGUGACAAACUGGAUGAAUUGCCGCAGUGCAGCAAGCUUUUGAAUGACCAGAGUGGUUAUUUCGAUGCUGAACUGAUAACCGACAUUACCCAUUGCCUGCAAAACAUAUCCUUUGAGACAAAUGGCGGAAGAAGAAGAGCUCAACUGCUGCUCCUACGAUUGGAACGGGCUGGCAGAAAUACGUUUGAAUCGCAAGUCUUGCUACCGGAGCCAUUGCGCUUGAAAAGGACAUUUCACAGCGGGGGUCAAGAGUUAUAUCAGUCGCUCUGCUUUCAGCCUACGGUAUUUCGAUCCAUUCCCCGCAGCACCAAAUACCGUACGCCUCGUCUGCUAAUCGAGAAUGGCAGCAACUCGUAUUUUACGCUACGGUCAGCAGGAAAACCUAUCGAGAAUUGCCUGGAACAAAAUCCUUACUGUUCUGCUUGGCGUGAAAGCGUCGCGCGCUUCAAGGAAUCUAAGACACUUUCGACUCCAUUGCGAUAUAAGUUGCCACUUCCGGCUAAGCCCAAGGAAACAAUUAAGAAGAAAAUCAAGCAAAUUAAUCGACGCCCUGAGAAACAUUUUUUCUCGGAUUUGAGUCUGUGUAACGAAAUCAAUUGGCAUCGGGAUCGAAGUACUAAAGUGUAUUUUAUUGAGCUGCCCCUCUUGAUCGAUCACUUAAAAAAGGUUUCAGUUGGACUGCAAUCGGAAACAUUUUUGUUGACACCCGAUGGUUAUUUUUUUCUGCGUCCGCAUAGAACAGUGAAAACUCUGCUCCCGAAUGUAUUGGCUGACUAUGCACAGCCCUUUUUGGAUGCUGGUCGUGCCUAUCUGCGACUCUGCUUUCGGACCCAGUGGGACCUGGAUUACGAACAGAUAGAGCGUCCCAUGAACCGGACAAUGCGCCAUGCAAUUAUUGCUCUUAUGUCGAAUAGUCGAACGUUUUUGCUCUCGCAGCCAGCCAAGAAUUUAUCCGAACUGCUCCAUAGUGCCACUCCCACCAUGCGAUUGUUGCAACAAAUUGAUCAAAUGUUUCAGAACGAACCCUCUGCAAAUAUUGCGAAUGGUGCAACUGGUGCCAGCCUGUUGAGCGUAGUUUGGUCCGAGAUUGAUGCCUGCGUCAACAUACAGUACCUGCAAAUAUUAAUGUACCUGCUGAGAUUGAUCUGUGAGACAUACUAUCGUCAGUUGCAGCGUUGGCUCUAUGAGGGUGAACUCGAUGAGCCAUUCAACGAGCUAUUUAUUAGCUCCACAAAAGGCUUGGACGAGCAGAGCAAAGAGUUCUUCGAUAAGGGUUUCCAAGUGAAUAGAAAUAUGGUUCCCGGAUUUCUUGCUGGCAAUGAGCAGGCCAUUGUCCAGUGUGGCAAGUAUAGUCGACUACUAAAACGCUACAAUGCUCAGAAUGCACUUUUCAGAUGGAAACCUCCCAACUUGUCCGUGUGUUUGACGGAAGAGCAAUUGACAAAUAUGCAAAACAAGUUAAAGUUCCACUACAAAUGCUUUCUAGACAGCAUCACGCCAUUUAGCAUGCAAAGCAUGCUCGAGGAGCGCACUCUACAUAGCCAUCGUUUUGGCAAUCGCAUGUGGAGCUGCACCCAAGAGCGUAUUGCGGACUGGGAGGAGAAUCAGCGAGAGUUGCUGUCAAAAGCGAACGAGGGCAAACAACGUCGUUAUGCGGAGUUGAACAAUGAGCGAAAGGAGGAGGAAGAGUCGCGUUUAGAGCAACGACGCCAGGAGAUUGUUGCGGAGCUCAUGCUUCGCGAGAAAUGUGAGCAGCAGAAUGAAGUGCGGCUGCAACGUGAAAAACUGGCGUUGGAGAAGCAAAUUGCAGCUUUGCAACAAAUUUUACAGCCGUCUCCGCUCAAUGCUGUUGAAGUCAGUCCGGAUGGAAGUUCUAGCAGUGGACGUAGCUUCGUUUCCUGCUGUGAGGAACUUUCCUCGGAAGCCAAAACUGCUGAAGAUCUUGCUAUAGAGGAGGAUUCAAAGGAAGAACUCGAGGCAACAGAAUCGCAAGAAAAAGUAGAAACGGGACCAGCAGAUGAGCAGAACUCUAAUGUGCUAUUCACAAAAGAAAAUCCGAAUUGUCAAGAACCAGCUGCAGAAAAGAAAGAUUUCGAGGAUAAAGAAGUCUCUCAGUUACCCAUGAAUCUCGAGCCAGCAGAUGUGCAGAAUUAUAAUGCGUUGGUCACGGAAAUCGAUCGGAAUCGUCAGCGCAAUAUAUCCUCGGGCCAGUUUCUGGAAAGCCAGACGCAAGUGGAGCUGCGUCAGAACACAGCCACUCAAGGGCUGACGGAUGCGGAAAGCAAUCGAUUGCGAGUGCUUAACUGCACAGAUGUGACGGCUCAAGUACCUGCAGAUGAGACAACUAAAAAGAAGGUUUUAACAGAUGCUGAAAGCAAUCGCCUGAGAGUGCUCAACUGCACGGAAUUGACGGCUCAGCUGCCCACAGAUGUCAAUAUGAAUGUUGAAAACUUAAGCGAAUUGCAGCGCAAUCGGCAGCGAAUGCUGCAUCAUCAGCACUUUGACACUUUAAAUGGCGUAACUCUUAAAGAGAAUAAAACCGUGGUGCAUGUAGAAAAUGACUCGGAGAGUAAUAUUAAAUUGCACUUGCCAUUGGAGCCUCACAAGCUGUUUGUGGAGCCAACUUUAGACACAGCAACGCCUAUGUCAACCACAUCGGAUAUCGAGAUUGAGCUAUGUAUACCAAAAGAAACGAUUGAUGCGGCCAACAACAAUGUCAAUGCAGCAGUCGAAUGUAAGGAUGUUGAGGAGCGUCAAGAUGACGAUUCAAAAAUGUACGAGAUGACGCCGAAAAAGUUGCCGAAGAACCCGGAAAUGACAAGGAAAGCUUUUAACUGGAGUAAACCAGUUUUCCAGCUUCAUCAUAACGAGCUUUCAAGUCAAUCUUGGCGCUUUCAAUUGCCCAAAGAGCAUAAUCCUUUUUUAAUUAAGCGAUAUGUGGAGCAGUCGAUAUUGUUGCCAUUGGAUACCCAUUUGUCGCUGCUACGCAACGAAGUGCUGCGCAUCUUCGAUGACCUCAAUGUGUAUGAGCAUUUUUGCCAGCUGCGAAACUAUUUCUUCUUGCUGGAUGGGGAGUUUGGCACAGCGCUGGUUGGCGGCAUUUUGGAACGCAUUGAGGCGGGCAUGGAACCGCGAAGUUUAUGCCAAAAGGGCACACUUGAUAUGAUUUUGAAGAAUGCUCUUGGCCGAAGUGCAACUGAAGCUACAGGUGCGGCAGCUGUAUUCGUUGAGAAUCUCACUUUGAUAUGCUCAAACAUUCCGGAAUCUUUUGAUCUGAUGAAUAUAGAUGUGAUGUCCAUAUUCACUUUGGAUUGCAAAGCUGAUUGGCCACUCAAUUUGGUCAUAAGCGUAGAGACUAUGCAAAAGUAUACACAUAUCUUCUCGUAUUUGCUGAAGCUGCGUCAUGUCAGCUUUAUGCUUGAGCGUACCUAUCAACAUCUCCAGGAGUUGUCCAAGCUCCACGGCAAGGCUAUUCACAUGGCACCACAAUAUCGUCACUUGCAAUUGGUUCGUCGCAAGUUGUCGCAUUUUGUACUCACAUUGCAAAAUCAUCUGGAGACGAAUGCACUGCAGGGCACUUGGCGGACCUUUAACGAUAAACUCCGCAAAGUGGAAACUGUCGAGGAAUUAUAUCAACGUCACGUGGAAUAUGUAAAACAAAUUGUUUUCAUCUCUCUGCUGAACCGACAAAGCGCAAAGUUUCGAAAUACAAUUGACAGUAUUCUAGUGAUUGUUUUACGAUUUUGCAAGAUCCUGCACUCAAAAUCAUUUGUCUUGGACCAAAAUCAAGAAUUUAUUCAUCCGCGUUAUAAGCGUUUAGUAUUUGAAGAAACCGAGUUUGAAAAGUUUAUGCUUUAUGUUAUUUAUCUAGGCAACAAGAUUGAUGCGUCUGGAUAUAACGAGAAAAUUGUUGAGCUCAUAAGUAUUAUCAAUUUUAAUAAUUAUUAUAAUAUAACAAAUGGCCCAAAAUCAAAUUAAUUAAAAUGUUAAGUAAAUGCUUAGAUAAACAAAUGCUUAUUGUAUAAAUAAAUCAUGUGCUAAAUAAUAAAAAUACACCCAUAUUGAA
This is a messenger RNA of Drosophila albomicans, 4512 nucleotides long. RefSeq names its product gamma-tubulin complex component 6 (gene Grip163). The coding region runs from base 252 to 4424 and encodes 1390 amino acids. The transcript is spliced from 6 exons. The record is from RefSeq and is a predicted model, not a curated record. NCBI's taxonomy places the organism in Eukaryota, Metazoa, Arthropoda, Insecta, Diptera, Drosophilidae. Gene Ontology annotation, biological process: mitotic cell cycle; cytoplasmic microtubule organization; microtubule nucleation. Gene Ontology annotation, molecular function: gamma-tubulin binding; microtubule minus-end binding. Gene Ontology annotation, cellular component: centrosome; spindle pole; equatorial microtubule organizing center.